Molecule: messenger RNA, 599 nt
Organism: Malaclemys terrapin pileata
Lineage: Eukaryota; Metazoa; Chordata; Testudines; Emydidae
Gene: MRPL49
Product: mitochondrial ribosomal protein L49
Exons: 4
Coding region: 46-579 (177 amino acids)
Biological process (GO): translation
Cellular component (GO): ribosome; mitochondrial large ribosomal subunit
Molecular function (GO): structural constituent of ribosome
Source: RefSeq, a predicted model, not a curated record
GUCACAACCCCCCCCCCCUCGGUCCCAGCCGGACGCGGUAACAAGAUGGCGGCGGCCAUAGCUUUAGCGGGGCUGAGGAGGCGGCCGGGUGGCGUGUGGGGCGCGGGGGCCCGGCGGCUGCUGCAGGCGACUGCCCGGCAGAGCCAGACCCAGGACAAACCUGAGACCCACCACCCCCAUUAUCCCGGGAUUGUGGAAUCCACUGAAGAAUAUAAAUUUGUGGAGAGACUCAUUCCACCCACCAGAAUUCCUGCUCCCCCCAAACACGCCGAGUACCCCACCCCGUCGGGCUGGAGAGCCCCAUCAGAUACUCCACCUGCCCUUCCUUACUUUGUGAGACGGUCCCGCAUGCACAACGUUCCAGUCUAUAAGGACAUCACCAGUGGCAAUAGGAGGAUGACUGUUAUCAGGAAAAUCGAAGGAGAUAUCUGGGCCCUGGAAGAGGAAGUUAAGGAGUUCCUCACUCAGCUUGCUGGGAAACCACCACCUAUUCAAGUCAACGAAAUCACCUGCAGCAUCCGUAUCAAGGGCUAUUUUGACAAUGAACUGAAAGAGUGGUUGUUGAACAAGGGCUUUUAAAUAAACCAACUAUCCCGUUU